AUGUCUACACCAGACCUUGGAAGACUCGACCUUUCAGACUCGGACACAGAAGACCUAUUCGCGUCCCCCUCCAAGACCUCUAAACCUACGCCGAAGCCUAAUACCAAACCCUCUGACCCCCAGCGCAAUCCAGAAUCGAAAUAUGACGCUGAGCAGGCGCGGGAGGCAGCGCUGAAGAAGGAGUUGGAAGGGGUGCGGGGCAUCAACGAAUUGAUAGAAGGCGUGGUGUCAAGUCUUGAAAGCGCAAAGGGAAAUAUGGAAACGGUCUCGAAAACCGUAACAUCAGCCUCGACUCUCCUAAAUAGCUGGAUCCGCAUCCUUUCCCAAACAGAACACAACCAGCGCCUGAUCCUGAACCCCAAUUGGCAAGGCGCCAGCCAGGAUAUCUCAGAUAUGGAGAACGAGGUUGUGCUGAAGGCACAGGCUGCUGAGCGGAGGGCGGCGGAAGAGGAGCGAAGAAGAGAGGAGGCGAGACGGAGGGCUGAAGAUGAGGAGAGACAACGACAGGCUGGUACUAACGUUAGAGGGACGAGGGGCACAAGGGGUAGAGGAAGAGCUAGCGGGAGGGGGUUGACCGGAAGUGGAUAUCUUGCAGGAGGAACUACGAGAGGGGCUUCACGGGGUAGUACGGGUGGUACGGGUGGUACGGGUCUUGGGAGAGGAACUGGUAGUGUGAGGGGUAGAGCCCGGGGUAUUAGAUGA
Molecule: messenger RNA, 702 nt
Organism: Lachnellula hyalina
Lineage: Eukaryota; Fungi; Ascomycota; Leotiomycetes; Helotiales; Lachnaceae
Gene: duo1
Product: DASH complex subunit
Exons: 2
Coding region: 1-702 (233 amino acids)
Biological process (GO): mitotic cell cycle
Cellular component (GO): DASH complex; mitotic spindle
Source: RefSeq, a predicted model, not a curated record